CCAUAGUUGACAGGGUUCUACCCUGUGGUCCUUAGGGAGUCAGCCAGUCAGUGGGUCAGUGUCCGGGUAGGUCUAAGUGGUGAGCAGUGGGACUCCUUGUCGUGCACCUGACACCACCAUGGAUGACUAUCCGAUGUCUGGGUUACUUGUGGGGUUCUCCUUGUGGGGGACCCUUCGGCGUCUCCUCUUUCCUCUGGGCUUCUGGCCCACUUUCACGUGUAGAGUAGGAACCCGGGGUGACACUUCCACCCAACCUUACACGAAGGAGGAGGAGGAGAAGAUGGCCGCCAUCCUGCAGGAGAGAAAGGAGAAGAAGGAGGCCAAGAAGAAGGCCCUGCAGGAGGAGCAGGCGGCAAAGUUGAAAAAGAUAGAGGAGGAGAUGGCCAGAGAAAAAGAGAGGUUGAAGAAGGAAGAAGAGGAGAAGUUGAAGGAGGUGGAAGAGGAGGAAGAAGAUGAACCGCCACUGCAAAGGAGGAGAGGGCAGCACAGUGGCAGCAAGGAUGAAGAGAUGGAGAAACGGAUUUCAGAGUGGGAAGCCGCUAUGAAGGAGUGGGAAGCAGAAGGAGAUGUUUUGAAGCGGCAGGUGAUGGAAGACAAGAAGAGAAUGGAGGGGAAACUCGCAAUGAUGAGGGAGAAGAAGAAGAGGGUGGACGCAGCGAGUGAAGCAGUCAAAGAUUUAGAGGAGGUGCAGAAACUAACUCUACGAUUGACCCCUCAGGUAGACCUCCAGCAAAAGGUGGAGAUCAUCGCGCAGAGCGUCGAGCGUUUAGCUCGAGUGCAAGAACAGCAAUGCGAGUUUAGCCAAAGUCAGGAUAUAGCUGUGCGUUCGAUGUGGAUGGGGUUCCGGGACUUUGCCCGCAAAUUGGUAGGCGUUGUGGGAGCCGAGGUGAAUCAUCGCCUCGAGAAGACUGAGCGUUUUUGUGUUGGCGCCAUUGAAGGCAUCAAGGUGGCAGCUCCCAAGGAGGAAGAGCCGCGUCCUCGUAGGGAGCCGGUCAAAGUCAAAUUCCCUGAUUCCUACAGUGGAAAAAGGGAAGAAAACUUUGACAACUGGGAGGCCAACGUCAAGACCUAUGUGCAUCUGCAACAGGUCUCCCCAGAUCAGCACGUGUUAAUUGUCAUUCAUGCGCUUAGAGAUGAGGCCGCCAGUUUCGCAAGGUCCCUAGUCCGCGCUGCCAAUUGCAACAAUGAUGCAGUGGCCUACUCAUCGUUCACCCCCCUCGUUGAUUUCAUGAAAUUGCUGCGCGAGCCAUUUGCUGAUGUCGCUCGCAGUGUCAAGGCCUCAGAUAAGCUCCAGACCAUCCACGCUCGUAAAUGGAAGAGUGCCAGGGCACUCAAGGGUACGAUGGAUGAAUUGGUGGCUGUCCCUGACCAURGGGUCACAGAGGCCCAAUUGGUCRGCCUCUUCUAUCGGGCUAUGCCCGAAGCCUUUCGAGGGCAGUUCUUCGCGAAGAGCGAAGAUCCUGCCACCACUUAUGAUUCCCUUAGCCGUGAAGUGGUGGCUUUCGAGGUGAAGUCGGUGUCACUUUCUACCUUCUGGCACAAAGACCUCGACAAAGGAAAGCAAUGGAAAGGCCGCACUAUCUUAGGGCAAGUAAAGACCAAGGAUAGCCUUGUCCUUACCUUAGAUGAAGGUAGUGUGGACGAGAUCCCCUACGAGCAGAUUGAGUGGGGAUUAGAGGAGGAGGACAGUUGUGUGAGCCAGGGAAGGACUUACGCUGUUGUCGCGGCUGGAGGGAGGCCGCAAGGAGGAGGACGAGGCCAGGGCCAAGGGGGCCGGGCCUCAGGGAGCCGGUUUCAGGGCGAUCAGGGGGUUGGCGGCAGGGGAGGAAACCGCCAAGCGGGAGGAAGGGGUCAAGGUCCCCCGCAAAACCGUCCUAGGAAUAGGUCUCCCUAUAGGGCGUAUUUCCGCCUAGAGAAAGAUGGGAAAGUGGAGAAAGUCCUCCACUCCCUGACUCUCCUCGUAGAAGACAGCCUCCCAUUCGAUAUUAUCCUGGGAAUGGAUUGGGGAGAGGCAGUCGGGGCCACACUCUAUUUGAAAGAGCACGAGUGUAAGCUCCCUAGCCCUUCAGGCGAGGCUAAGACUGCCCGCCUGUUCCAUGUGUCAGGAGUAGAGAACCCCCUGGCACAUUGCUGCCUUAGUGCACCGGCAUUCGCGAGAUUCGUGAAGAAGGAGCACCUAGAAGAACAGGUCUUUGUAGCCUAUGUUAGGCCAGUGACUGAGCCUAAGGAGGAGAAGCCUACAGACCCUGCUAUUGCCAAACUGCUGGAGGAGUUUAAAGACUUAGCUGAGCCGCCAACAGGAGUAGUACCGCGACCCAUCCAGCAUCGUAUUGAGAUAGAGCCUGGCAGUAAAACUCCUAAGGGUGCGGUGUACAGGAUGUCCCCAUGGGAGUUAGAGGAGCUUCGCAAGCAACUAGACGAACUCCUUGAGAAGGGUUGGAUUAGGCCCAGUUCAUCUCCAUUUGGAGCGCCUGUUCUCUUUGUCCCCAAGAAAGAGGGAGAGUUGAGGAUGUGUAUAGACUAUAGGGGUCUGAAUGUUGUUACAGUGAAGAAUGUUGAGCCACUGCCUAGGAUAGACGAUCUCUUAGAUCGAGUGCAGGGGGCAAAGUACUUCUCCAAGAUAGAUUUGAAGUCCGGAUAUCAUCAGAUAGAAGUGCAUCCUGAUGAUCAGUAUAAGACAGCCUUCCGGACUAGAUAUGGGCACUACGAGUUCAUAGUGAUGCCCUUUGGACUAACCAAUGCGUCAGCUACGUUCCAGCGCUGUACGAACGAUUUGUUUAUAGGCCAUGGUUAGAUAGAUUUCUUGUUGUCUACUUAGAUGAUAUCUUAGUGUUUAGCAAGACCCUCCAAGAACAUCAGGGUCAUCUCAGGCAGGUCUUGGAGAAGCUGAGAGAAGCUAACUUCAAGGUCAAUGCAAAGAAGUGCGAUUGGGCGAAAACCCAAGUCUUAUAUCUAGGCCACGUCCUAGACGGAGACGGCGUUAAGCCAGAAGAUUGCAAAAUCGCAGCGAUUAGGGAUUGGCCCUCACCGCGUACGCUAACAGAGUUGCGGUCAUUCUUGGGCUUAGCUAACUAUUAUAGGAAGUUCGUGAGGAACUUCUCCACCAUCGCUGCGCCCCUUCACAGA
This is a messenger RNA of Chara braunii, 3126 nucleotides long. The record is from the annotation of a GenBank genome assembly. Lineage: Eukaryota; Viridiplantae; Streptophyta; Charophyceae; Charales; Characeae.